UGGAACAAGGUGAAGAGAGUGAGAGACAAAGGGUGUUAGGGAGAAGGUGGAAUACAAAGAGGUUAGUAAAGAAAAACUGUGAACGUGGGGAGAAAACGAAGGCAGAAAAAAGAAAGCACCAGAGCCAACUAGGAGUCAUCAUUGAAAGGGGCUCUCAAGAUACAGACAAGUGACUGCAUUUCAGAAAAGGUAAAAACAUUUCAGGUAUCAAGAAUGUUCCUGGCAGGUUUGUUUGGCUGGAACGACACGGAAGGCACAGCAAUGAAGUUGGUUCCUAAAAGUAGCUCUGAGCUGGUCACAGAGACCUUGAUGCUGGAGCUGGGUUCCCAUAUCAAAAGAUCAGAAAGACAGCAGCGAGAACGGCUCAUUGAGUACCGAAGAGUAAAGAGCGGGGUGGACUACACAUGGCUUGCUUCCAUCCCCCGUCAGGUCUAUCAGAUCAGCCCAGGGGACCAACUAGAACUAAGGGACAUUUGCUCCAAAAUAACUCCAUCUCAGUGCGGUCAAGUCAUACUCAGGUUCCGAAGGCUAAUGCUGGAAUUUGAAUCAGAGGGAGCAGAGAUCCCACGACUUUUCCGUUCAGUCCUACAGGACUUUGUAGAUCAGGAGGAGGAGCGUAAAAAGCAGCAAGAUGUGCAUUGGGAUAAGCGGAGGAGAGCCAAGAGUUUGGCAACCAUAAGCUUUAAGCCCCCACGUCUACGGGUCAACCCUUUUCAAUUGGAGGACACAUAUGGCUCAGACACAGAGACUGAGUUAGCUGCAUCUGGGAGGGCAAGGAGCAAAAGUAUGCCUGAGUUUUGCACUACAAGAGAAGUGCAAUGAGCAAGCCUUCUAUGUAAAAAGGGCUACUUUAAGUGAAGUCUAAUUGACAUAUUUGCUAGUAAUUGUCUAAUUGCAUCGUGCUUACCAUUGUGCUUGCAUUGUGCAUUGUGCUUACCAUGCAAUCCAUGAUAUUCACCUGAAGGGCCCAAAUAUUUUACCAGCACAUACUAAAAAAACCCUGUGAAAUACAUGAUCAUAAUAUGUAUGCCUUUAAUGGGGGUGGGGCACAGUUUGGUGAUGGUCGGACUGUACAUUAAAGUUGAGACUCAAGGACUGCUAGAGAGAACAGACUCAGCAGGUAGUGGCAUUACCAAGAGUAUAGGAGGUGGGAUCCUGAUUGAAGCACUAUUUCAGAUUUUAGGUCUCACUGACAUAUACCAGACUCAAAGCAUCAUGUUGUGCAGCUAUGCCUGAUGGAGCUUGUAUUUUAAGUCAAUAGACUUA
Messenger RNA from Xenopus laevis (African clawed frog), 1266 nucleotides. RefSeq names its product protein RD3. The transcript is spliced from 3 exons. Bases 214 to 822 code for a protein of 202 amino acids. The record is from RefSeq and is a predicted model, not a curated record. NCBI's taxonomy places the organism in Eukaryota, Metazoa, Chordata, Amphibia, Anura, Pipidae.